CAAGGAAGGCAGAGCUCAAGGCGAGCAAAGAGAAAACAGAGGGGAAAGGCAGUUGGCAUUCCCAGGGUUGUCUGAAAAGCAGAUGGCGUUCCCAGAGUUGUCCGAAGAUGAAAUCGCUCAAAUCAUCUCUCUCACCACUCCACAAGAUGCUUGUAACAUGUCGGCCGUCUCCAGGCACUUCAAAUCAAUCGCAGAUUCAGAUUCGGUGUGGACCAAGUUCUUGCCUUCCGACUGCGAGAACCUGAUCCCGCAUAUCUCGCCCAAGAAGUCUCUCUAUCGCCAUCUCUGCGAUCAUCCGGUCCCGAUCAAUGGUCGGAACGUGAGUCUUUCGUUGGACAAGAAGAGUGGACAGAAGUGUUUUACGUUGGGAGCAAGAGACCUGACAAUCGCAUGGGGAGAUAACCAGAACUAUUGGGAAUGGAUCGCCACACCAGAAUCCAGGUUUAACGAAGUGGCUCAGCUCCGGUCCGUGUGGUGGUUUCACAUCAUAGGAAGGAUCGAGACCUCUAUGCUCUCGUCCGGAACGAAUUAUGCAGCUUAUCUCGUAUACCGGUUCAACGGCCACCGGCAGGGAUUCGAUCGGCCAGUAAAGUCGCACGUCUGUAUUGGCAGCGAGGAGCUCGAUGAAGGGCGAUCCGUGACGCUGGACCCUAGGGAAGGCGAGCCUAGAGCGGUCCGUGAGCGCGCACAUGGAUGGAUGGAGAUCGAGAUGGGGGAGUUCUACAAUGAAAAUGGAGACGAUGGGACGCUGGUGUGUAGCCUCAGGGAGGUUGUCGAAUACAAGCGCGGUCUUGUUGUCGAAGGGAUCGAACUUAGGCCUAUGUACUAAACACAGGCUGAAAAUGUGUCUUUUGACUCAGGAUUGUUAAAUAUAAAGGAACUGAGUCUUCUCAAUCAUCAGUUACUAUAAAUUCAGCAGAUAGAGAAAGAACACGUGAGGAAAAACAAAAGACAGAAAAGCAACAAAGAGCUGGUGAUCAACGGUGGAGAACUCGUGGUGAAGACACACUUGGAUUGACAUCAAUGAAGAAGAAGCCUGAGAUGAAGAUUGACAUGGAUCGCCAAGUUAUAACAGAUCUAAACUAGCACGUGUGUGGUUAUUCAGCUGAAAGUGGGAAAAACAAAUGAAGAAACAGUUAGUUGAAUUCUGUUUUUCUUUUAUGAGCUGUAUUCUGUUUUCCGUUCUUUAAGUAGUCUUCUUCCUCCUUGAUGAAGGCUGAGCAUAUAUAGAAAGAGUAGAGAGAAGAAAUAAAGAGAGAGAAAGCUUAGAGAGCAAUCAUCAAUGGAUGCUCUGCAAUUGUGUAGCUGAUACAUGCUGUGAUAGAGAAAUAGAAACAGGGGAUGUAAAACAGAGGAUUUUGUAUUCAAAAGCUGUCAUUGAUCACAGAAGCUUUGUUCUACAAUCAUGUUGAUAUAGAGUAAUUCGAAGUA
Messenger RNA from Eucalyptus grandis, 1431 nucleotides. Its product is annotated as F-box protein PP2-B11-like. NCBI's taxonomy places the organism in Eukaryota, Viridiplantae, Streptophyta, Magnoliopsida, Myrtales, Myrtaceae. Bases 83 to 829 code for a protein of 248 amino acids. The transcript is spliced from 4 exons. Gene Ontology annotation, molecular function: protein binding. The record is from RefSeq and is a predicted model, not a curated record.